Sphenostylis stenocarpa is the source of this 255-nucleotide messenger RNA. Lineage: Eukaryota; Viridiplantae; Streptophyta; Magnoliopsida; Fabales; Fabaceae. The record is from the annotation of a GenBank genome assembly.
AUGGAUCGCUACACGAAGAUGUUGGUGUUCACCACAAUUUUGGUAUUGAGUUUACAACAAACAUGGGGAGUUAGGCCAUUGAAAGAGAACAAAUUGUGGCAGAAUAAGCUAAUAAUACAAUCACUACAGAGAGGCCCCGUGCAGGGUUCCCAGAGAAACCCUUGUUCCACCGUCCCUGGCCGCAACCGUGGACGCUGCACCUUCCAAACCAACGUUGCUCUUGCACCACCAACCUUGCCAGAAGUUGUAACUUAG